Molecule: messenger RNA, 528 nt
Organism: Aaosphaeria arxii CBS 175.79
Lineage: Eukaryota; Fungi; Ascomycota; Dothideomycetes; Pleosporales
Exons: 2
Coding region: 135-401 (88 amino acids)
Source: RefSeq, a predicted model, not a curated record
CAUCCCUUUGAGGUCCUCCAAUCUUCUGUCUCCAAUUUUGUCCGAUCCACCUCUCAAUCCCAAUCACAAUACAAACACCACAACAUCCACCAUCCUACCUCGUAUAUCAAACAUAUACACGAAAACCUUCCAAGAUGUCAACGACAUACAUGACAAUCCAUGACCUCCUCCGCAUAACUCACACCUACGAGGCCCGCGCAUAUGAAGCCCAAGCACGCGAACGCUCCGACUCCAUGUCCUCCAUGUCUUCGGAACAAGCGUUAACUUCUCACAUGUCGUCAUCGCCAUCUUCAUCAAGCGUAGGCGGCCUGGUCGUCGCUACAGACUUCUCGGCGCUGGAGACGGACUUCACCAAGUUGUUCGCGAGAAAGAAGAGAGACAGUGUUGUCUCCAUAACUUAAAGGUCUUUCCCCUCUGUCCCUUCUCCUUAAGGGUCGGAUGAAGGGACAAAGGAAAGAGAUAUAAAGAAAUACCAGAUGAGGUGGAAGGUUCGUCCUAUCAAAUUCUGGAUGAUCGAUUUCGAUUACG